Messenger RNA from Saccostrea echinata, 1159 nucleotides. RefSeq lists its product as uncharacterized. The record is from RefSeq and is a predicted model, not a curated record. The transcript has 9 exons. Lineage: Eukaryota; Metazoa; Mollusca; Bivalvia; Ostreida; Ostreidae. The coding region runs from base 35 to 796 and encodes 253 amino acids.
AGGCGCUAAGUCAUUCAGUUUUCGAAGAAACAGUAUGAAGCAUCUUAUCUUGCUCUUGUUUGCAUGUUUUUCAGGAGUGUCCUCGGAAUGUAAUUUGCUAGGGAUAUCCCAAUGCUUUCAAGGGUUGAAGAUGCCGGACAUGGAUUCAACGCCAGAUCUUCAGACAGCAUGCACGUCAUACAGACAGGUGAUAAACUGUAUUGAGCCGUACAAAAGCGCCUGCGCAGCAGACUCAACCUUCCAAUCGAUGAUGAGUAGUCUCAAUAUGGUGUCUGGAUACUGUGGCGGUGAUUCCAGCUGCAAUGUAAUGAAAUGCUACACCGAUGCUGGGAUUAAUAUGGAUAAUAGUGGAAGUGGCUUCCCUAAUAUAAGCUGUGAAGUUUACGUAGCAGUGAAAACCUGUUUAGACGCUCAAAGCAGUGCGUGUCAGGGAAACACAAUAUACUCUACGGUUCAAGAUGCUCUCAAGCCAGUGGAAAAAAUGUGCAGCUCUGCAGAUGGUUCUAGCUGCGAUGUACUGAAGUGUUUUAGUGAUGCUGGAAUAAAUCUUAGCGAUCUGAGCGAAAAUCCAAGAAACAUAAGCUGUCCGACCUUUUGGUUAUUGAAACCUUGCUUUGAGAGUCAGAGAAGUUCAUGCCAAGGAAACCAGCUAUACACAGUAGCAGAUAGUUAUCGUCCGCAGUUUGAGAAAAGGUGCCCCCAACAAAGCUCUCCAGUUGGUGGUACCCCAGCUCUUGCAGCUAACUGGAUCCUUCUAUGUGUUGUUCUGCUUGCAAUGGUGGCCAUUUUUCAAUAAAAUCAAAUGCCUACGUUUGGCAUUGGUAUAUCUGCGGAACAUUCCACAAAACCUGAAUUAUUGAUAAAAGUGUCUCAAAAUUUGUAUCUUAUUUUUCAAGUACAUUUUCAAUAUUCAGUAUGAGAGAUAUGUGAAUGAAUGAAAUUGAACAAAUAUACAAAACGUAAAUAGAAAAUUCAUGCCUCUGUGAAUAGGAAUUACUAAACAUGUAUUACGACAAAAAAUCAUGAUAUAGAAUAAGAAGAAAUGGGAAAACAGUUUAUAUAAAAAUUUCUUUUAAAAGCAUUUGUUUAAAAUACAUAUACAUUUGUUUAGAAAAUACAUAUAGAUGUACAGGGUGUUUCAUAAUAUAUGUUACAUUUU